Messenger RNA from Paramisgurnus dabryanus, 5034 nucleotides. RefSeq lists its product as uncharacterized. NCBI's taxonomy places the organism in Eukaryota, Metazoa, Chordata, Actinopteri, Cypriniformes, Cobitidae. The record is from RefSeq and is a predicted model, not a curated record.
AUGGCUUCCAAGCACAAGAAGCACAGGGCUAUGAGUGAGGGUGAAUGGAUGGCCCGCCUGCGCAGAUUUGCCACCCAGGGGGUCUGGCCUUCUGAGGCGGGAAACAGACUGGCACCACGGCAGAAGAAAUGGCAUGACCUGUAUCAAAAGAUUGAGAAGUGUCCACUGCAACACAGGGGGCAAAUGUCUCUGUUUGGGGGGACACAGACAUGUGACUGUGGUUUCCAUACAAAAAAGCCUUCCAGUUUGGCCCCUGUGUCAUCCACACCAUCCACGUCACCACCUGUAACACCAGGGCAGUCAGAAACAACAUCUGGAAAGCCUACUUUAACUUUGGCAUCGUUUACAAAGCCGCGGUUUGGUGGUGUCCAUGGUGCAGCUUUAAAGCCAAAUCUAGGUGUUGCAAGGACGCAUGCAACCAAGCCUAUUAGCACUUCUGCAUUGCCCAGCCCUGCACCUAGGACACCAUCUCCUGCUCGCAGUCCCAGGCUGUAUAUUCAGACCGUCUCCCCCCUGUCUCUUCCUCCUUCUUCUGUGUCUGAAGCAACCUCUUCUUCCUGUGGUCCAGGAGCUGCUUCCAGAGUUGAAGUAUCAGCCGCUGCCUCUUCUGGGACGUCCUCUGCUCCUCUCACCCCUGUGAUCAGCUCCACCUGUGUUUCCUCUGCUGCUCCAUUUGUGGCUGGAUCCUCUGUCCAACCUGCCGAGGAUAGGGUGACCGCUCCAGGUUCAGAGUCUGGAUGGCUUCCCACAAAGUUGAUGAAAACCAUACCACUACAGGAUCAGAAGUGGAUUUCAGCAGCUUUGUGGAAGCAACAUCGGCUUCGUACCGACCUGAAGCUGUGGUAUGAUCCACCAGAGCCAGCUCUGAUCUAUCACCAAGGCCCCGCUCCAGAGCGUUUCUUUACACACAGGCUUCUACUCUGGAUGCCAUACCACCUCUGGAAGGUCAGGCUGUCCUGUCCUGUGUGUGGGAGACAGCUCACAGGCUAUGGGGCACACAAGAGAGCCCGCCAGGUUCUGGAUGUGGACCGCUUUUAUCUAAUGAUCACAGAGACUCUCUGGUGCAGUGGGUGCAAAGCGGCCUUUAUUUCCACCAGCAAGGCCAUCUUGGACCAGCUGGACUUAGCUCACAGAUUGGAAUUUAGGCUGAUCCUAACUCGAAAGUAUGCCUGUGACAUGCGGGUCAUAAGGUUCCUCAGGGAGAGGGCCCUGGGCAACAGCCCUUCUCGCUUAGUGAGGCAGCUGCGGGAGAACCACAGCGAAGAGUGGCUGAAGCGUCUUUGCCGAUACCUUGGUGCCUGCUCAGACUUCACCUCCCAGCCAAGCCUGCUCCCUGUGAGAUUUCAGGAGCCACCUGAGCCUGAAACUAUCCCCUCCCACAGGUGGAUGCUGGCUGUUUAUGGGCGAGAUAUCUUGUGCAGGAUUGACCACAUUAAAGCCAGCAUAACGUCCACAUAUGGAUGCAUCCUGAAGAUGGACUCCACCAAAAAGAUCACAAAGAAGCUGUCGGGGUUUGCAAAGGGGACAGCAUUGUGGCUAACAUCUGUCAGCAAUGAGGUGGGCCAAAUCCUCAUUAGUGUUCUGACAGCUCAGGAGGGUCCAGCCCUGGACCGAAUGGCAGCUGACCUCAUCCGGAGGUACACUGAUGCAGGUGUGGCUCCGCCUCAGCUCCUUUAUGUGGACUGCGACUGCUGUCGGGAGGGCACUGGGCAGACCAAGCUCAAGCAGCGAUUUGGUGGGUGGCCAGACUUGGUGGUGAAGCUGGACAUCUACCACUUCAUGCGGCGACUGGCAGCUGGGUGCACUAAGGAUGCACAUCCUCUUUACCCCAUUUUAAUGGCACGCAUGUCUUCCUGUAUUUUUGAAUGGGACAGUGGGGAUGUGUCUCUGCUGAGGCAGGCCAAGAGGGAGCAGCUGAGACAUGAAGGUAUCCCUAACAUCACCGCCAAUAUGGUGGAUCAACGGAUCACCAAGGAGGAAUUGGCCCUGCACUGCCGAAGGCGGACAAGAGGAGAGAAGCAGACCAUCUUGAUGAUUGAGCACCUCCUCAGUGAGCUGAUGGGGGUAAAGGGUCGAGACCUUCUUGGUGUCCCUCUUUUGGACCAGCAGAGGAUGCAGAACAUCUGGCAACUCCAGAAGAAGCACGUAAAGUGCAUUCAGGACGAACCAGGUGUGCUGCUCUACACAAAGACCGGCACCACCACCAAAAAUGGUAUUGUGCUGCCAAAUUACAGAUGUGCAAGGGGCUCCACAUCACUGGAGUCCUUUCAUCUACAUCUGAACAGGUUCAUUCCAGGAACAAGUGCCAACAGCUUGAAUUUCCAGCUGUACCUCCUGGAAGGCCUGAACAGAUGGAAUCAAGACCGUAAAAUGGCAUCUCUGGCAGGCAAACCUCCAUCCAUGUUAAGCUACUCCGGGGACCUGAUGCACUGUGUCAACACCCAAAGUGUUAAGGUACUUGGAAGAGAGCUUGCACCAUCUUUUCAGCCACCAUCUGUCUAUACUGGUGAACUCAUAGGUAUAGAUUACCUGUACCGUCAAACAGGGCAGGCCUUACAGGAUUUGGAUCCUGACUCUGAGGUGACAGAUCAGAUGUUGGAGGAUGUGGGCACAGAGGAGGAGUUGGAGGAUGAGGGCUUCGGAGAUAUCAGUUUGGACCUCAACCUGGAUCCCACUAUUGAGGCGCUGGACCUGUCCUCUGGCUCAUCACCCGCCACGACCAGCGUUGCCAGCACUCCUGCCUCUGUCCAGACUGGGUCUGCUAACACCACUACAGCAGCACCUAAUCAACAACUGUUUUACGCCGCCUCUGGUCCAUCCUUUACGACCACCUACACCACCUCUGGGCCAUCGUCCAUGACCACCUAUGCCACGUCUGGUCCAUCCGCCAUGAUGACCUACACCACCUCUGCGCCAUCCUCCACAACCACCUACACCACCUCUGGUGCAUCCUCCACGACCACCUACACCACCUCUGGUCCAUCCUCCACGACCCCCUACACCACCUCUGCGCCAUCCUCCACAACCACCUACACCACCUCUGGUCCAUCCUCCACGACCACCUACACCACCUCUGCGCCAUCCUCCACAACCACCUACACCACCUCUGGUGCAUCCUCCACGACCACCUCUGGUCCAUCCUCCAUGACCACCUAUGCCACGUCUGGUCCAUCCGCCAUAAUGGCCUACGCCACCUCUGCGCCAUCCCUCAAAAGCACCUACGCCGCCUCUGAUCCAUCCUCCACGACCACCUACACCACCUAUGGUCCAUCCUCCAUGACCACCUACGCCACGUCUGGUCCAUCCGACAUAAUGACCUACGCCACCUCUGCGCCAUCCUCCACAACCACCUACACCACCUCUGGUGCAUCCUCCACGACCACCUCUGGUCCAUCCUCCAUGACCACCUAUGCCACGUCUGGUCCAUCCGCCAUAAUGGCCUACGCCACCUCUGCGCCAUCCCUCAAAAGCACCUACGCCGCCUCUGAUCCAUCCUCCACGACCACCUACACCACCUAUGGUCCAUCCUCCAUGACCACCUACGCCACGUCUGGUCCAUCCGACAUAAUGACCUACGCCACCUCUGCGCCAUCCUCCACAAGCACCUACGCCACCUUUGGUCUAUCCUCCACGACCACCUACACCACCUCUGGUCCAUCCUCCUUGACCACCUACGCCACGUUUGGUCCAUCCGACAUAAUGACCUACGCCACCUCUUCGCCAUCCUCCACAAGCACCUACACCGCCUCUGGUCCAUCCUCCACGACCACCUACACCACCUCUGGUCCAUCCUUCACGACCACCUACAUCACGUCUGGUCCAUCCGCCAUGAUGACCUACGCCACCUCUGCUCCAUCCGCCACAACCACCUACGCCUCUGUCCUUCCUCUCCCAACCACCCUCACUGUCUCUGUAGCCACUGCUCCCCCAGCAGUGCAACCAGUCCCUGAGAAACCACUGGCUGUGGAUGAACGCAGUGUACCAGGGAUAGAUAGAGUGGACAACCUUGCAAGCUACUUGGUGGGGCUUAGGAUGGAAUCUGGUCAAACUCUGAGCCACCAGCAGGCCAGUACCAUCAUUGCCCUAUGGCAAAGCCUGCUUCCAUAUGACCAGCAGAGAGUGGCGUAUGCUGCCCGGCACCAGGUGAAUCUUACAACAGGACGCUUCAGGUGCUCAAAAACCAAGCCUGAAUUCACACCUGGUGUGGAUAGCAUGACCCGUUGCGUCCUUGGGUCAACAGGAUCCCCUGCCCAGUGGCCAGACUGUUGCCGCCUGGUAGAGUCUAUCUUUGUUAAACUGUGUGAUAUUCACAGGAGCCCCAAAAAAAUAGGAAAUCAUGCUGUAACAAGAUGGACUCUAAUUCUGAGGGACUACAGCAAGAUCCGGCAGCUGGUCCUGGGCAAUGGGACUGUGAUGGAGAAUACCACCCUGCAAUUGUUUCAGGUGAAUCAAACAACUUUAAAUCAAUGGCACAAGAAACGGCUAAAGAGGCAAGAAUGUGCCAUCCUGCUUCAGGGUGUGAACUUGCCAGCCCCCAUUCCUAUUGCUGCUAGGCCUCUCCCGCCUGGACAGACUCGCCCCACUACAGCCCCCCCACAGCCUGGUCCCCAACACAGCUACCACCUGCCUGCAAGCACAGUGGGAAAGGCAGUGGACAAGCGAAAGUCUGCAGUUCCAGCCCCGCACCCCCCUCCUCCAAAGGUUUUCCGACCAAGGCAGUUGUUCCCUGCUGAUUCUGCUCCAUUACCUGUUGUUCCCAACCCCAGUCCUGCAUUUGCCCCGUUUGUGUUUUUAUGUCCAGUUCCUGUCAUCCGGCAGAUUGCUCCAGCUGGCCCCAUUCCCUCCCCACCACCUGCUCGGAGGCCCUACGUCCGCACUGUGGACAAAAACAAGUGCAGUCUGUGCCACCAGCCCCGGAACAAAGAUACUGGCCACAGCCAGUAUUAUGGCCACAUUUACUGUCCCCUGACUGCUGUUAUGCCACUUGACCAAUGGAGGGAGGAGAUGAAGAAGAAGAGGGCAGAUAAAAAAUAA